AUGUUGCAAGAUUUGCCAGUCGAAGUAAUCGAACAGAUCGUUGGAUACCUGCCAAGCGCAUCAUCUAUUGUCAACCUCGCGCGGACAGAUCACAAUCUCCAUUCAAUUGUGUCGGCGGACGACUACCAUGUGUUUCGAUCAUUCGUUCAAAGAGCCUUUCCAACUAUUAAGACACCGCCGUUAUGGAGAGAUGCCGCUCGUACUUUAACAGCCCGGUCUCGCGCCUGGGAUCGUCGAGCAUUUAUAGCGCGAGAGUGCUACCCGCCACCUGACAAUAUCGACUACCCUCAGUAUGCGCUAGGCGGUCACAAGUUAGGCUACCAUCCGGCCAUCGACAGCUACGAAACAUGGGAAGGACAUUCCUGGUCAAAUCGGAAGGAAGUGUUGGCGUGGGGUGCCGCAGGCCGGCUACGGACUCGAACGAUCAAAGAUGGUGUAACGACCUGGAGCUCAUACAGGAUACCAGAUGAUCACAGGCAGGACUUGGACAUUCUGGAUAUGAGAAUCUUGCGGCCACACCAGGUUGACAGCCCAGAUGGCGAGACAAUCAUCUUUCGAAGAGCCAACCACGAAAUCGUCAAAGUCCAAACCUCGGAACCCGAUGUCUUUACAGCGCAGUCUAGCUAUGUAACCCCACGGGGCGACCACACAUGCAUGGAUGUUAGCCAGAGCGCAAAUCCUAUACUUGCGGCUUGCGGAGGCCAUUCCAUCAGUCUAUACCCUGUACACGGCCAACAGAAGCUCGUCCGGCCUAGUGAUUCAGUCAAGCUGGAGGACCGUUACAAUAUCCAACAACGGAUGCGCUGCAUCAAGUUCUUGUCUGACACCACAGUCGCUAUUGCAAAUCAGUUUCUCCAAGGGCGAGAUCAGGCUCCCAUACACAUUUAUGACAUCAGCCAAACGGGCCUGUCUUCGACACCACUCACAGAAUCGAUGAGCUACUCUGGGACAAACAACCCAUAUAUGGGCCGUCACUCCGCCAACGUGAUUGUGCCGCUCGAUGACGUUGGAACCAGUGGCAGUACCCCCGGAACCCUGUUCCUGUCGGGAUGGACAGACGGUAUCGCCCGUUUACACGACACAAGGAUAGCUGGAAAAUCAGUGGCCGAGUAUGUGGAUACUGUUGAUUCUGGGCAGAUUCUUUCCCUCCUCACCGUGGGCCACGAGCACUUUCUGGCCGGCAGUUCCGAGAAUGGCUGCCUCAGAACCUUUGACCUCCGCAUGCCGGGCGCCAAGGCAUACUCAUACCUCAAUGCACGACAACAACCAACCCGGAGCACGAAGAAGCCAGAGUCGCAAAGAGGUGUCAACAUCUUCCUCACCCCGACGGUCAACUUUGGUGAACGGCUCUGGGAGCCUCUACCUCGAAACCCGCGUAAGCGAUCACAAGGCUACCGUGGCUCGGUCUACUCCCUCUCCAGUCCAUCACCCAGCUCGCCAACCGUCUAUGCAGGGAUCGAGAAUCAUGUCCUACAACUGGACUUUGUCUCAACCGACGACCUCCGCAGCCACAAGACCGAUAUUGGUAUGAACAGUCAUGACGCCAAAUCUCAGGACUCUGAACAACCUAUCCUGAAUCUAUCAUGCUACGAGCGACCUCGAGAAGGCAAAGAGAGCACCGACCCAGUCUUGUUGAGAAAACAACUGGAUCUUUCCUGGGCUUUGAAAUAUGGCAAUAUAGACGGCGAAGGGGCGUCAAAGGAGGCAGGAUGGGAUGAGAGGUUACGGUUGAAUACGUCCGUGAAGGAUCGGGGGCAUAGAGAAUCGGGUUGGCGGACGCAGAGACGGCAGCCUACAUAG
Messenger RNA from Cladophialophora yegresii CBS 114405, 1800 nucleotides. RefSeq lists its product as uncharacterized. The record is from RefSeq and is a predicted model, not a curated record. Bases 1 to 1800 code for a protein of 599 amino acids. Gene Ontology annotation, molecular function: protein binding. Lineage: Eukaryota; Fungi; Ascomycota; Eurotiomycetes; Chaetothyriales; Herpotrichiellaceae. The transcript has a single exon.